Molecule: messenger RNA, 1923 nt
Organism: Prunus dulcis (almond)
Lineage: Eukaryota; Viridiplantae; Streptophyta; Magnoliopsida; Rosales; Rosaceae
Product: protein Iojap, chloroplastic
Exons: 5
Coding region: 802-1524 (240 amino acids)
Biological process (GO): negative regulation of translation; negative regulation of ribosome biogenesis
Molecular function (GO): ribosomal large subunit binding
Source: RefSeq, a predicted model, not a curated record
AAAAAUAAAAACAUUAAAGUUAUUUGCUGCAUUAGUUUUAGCCUUCAGUUCCCGAAAGAUGUAAGUUAACCUGGAAGCGACAAGUGAAAACUCGUUUCGUUGUAUAGCAUUUCUCAUAAGAGUACACAACAUUCAUUACAUUAUGGAGAAAAAGGGAAUUUGUGCGAUGGAUGGUGAAUGACAAACCUGAUUGCUUUCCCAUUGAAAUCAAACGUAUUUUGCUUUUGAAAUAUAGAAUCUGGCUUAACUUUUUGAAGAAAAAGAACAUGGCCAUGAACCUACGUUAUUAUGGAUCCUUCGUGACUGUCGAAACACUGAUUGGAGAGGUCGUGAUUUUAGCUACUGAGCAUUUAAAACUGUCAUGAUCACAAAUCUCCCAGAUUUACGAUAUAUAUUCUUUGCAAAUGAUUGCACGUAUUUAAAAUUUAUCUUUUAAUAUCUCGUACACGAUGAUGCACUACAUUUUAGAAAAAUUAGAAAGAAAAAGGGUAGUUUAUUAGGAAUGUAGUUACUACAUUUUGACCUAAAAUUAUUUUUCUUUUCUUGUUCUUUAACAAAAAAAAAAUAAAGAAGAAAACCCGAUUUUCUUUAAACCAAAAUAAAGAAAAAUCGAAAGGAUAAAUUGGGCUGAUCAGGAGGACAGUGUAGAGUGGUGGAGUUGCGUAAAACCCAACCCAAAGCCCAAAGUUCCCAAACCCAGAUAUGCUUUGAUACUACUAGAUACCUGCUGCUGCUAUCUAUCUAGCGAGUGUAUUUGCUCUCGUCUUCAAAAUUCUGGGCAAUCGUACCAAUAGAGCUACAAUGGCGGUGCUCAUUACGCUGUCUUUCGCCGGAGCUGGCCCCGGCUACCGAUUCGAUGCCCUCCAGAAACUGGGUCGACUUGAACCGAAGCUCUGUCAAAGUUCCACCAAGCCUUUUUCUCAUAAAUGGUUCCACUGCAAGUGUUUUUGGCAAGAACCCAGAAGCAAGAACCUAACGUUGAAGUCAAGGGAAUUGCGAACAUUGCGUUUGGCUCGUGGGAAAGAAGCUGAAGAUAGUUUCGCUUCGAAUGUAAGUGAAGAUACCGACGAUAUGUUUGACGACUUGUUUGAUAGAUAUGGAAAAGUGGUAUAUCAAAGCAACGACAGGAUGUCUCCUAGCACAGAGCUUGAUGACGAUGCUGAAAGCUUAUCAUUUGCUGUAGAAGUGGCCAGUGUUGCAAAUGAUGUAAAAGCAGGAGAUAUAAAGGUCCUAUUUGUGAAGCCUCUUGUGUAUUGGACUCGAUUUUUUAUUAUUGCCACAGCAUUUUCUCGUCCGCAAAUUGACGCAAUUGGGUCCAGGAUAAGAGAUCUGGCAGAGACAAAGUAUGGAAGAGUUCCAUCUGGGGACUCAAAACCCAACUCAUGGACCCUGUUGGACUUUGGUGAUGUUGUUAUUCAUAUAUUUCUUCCGCCACAGCGAGCUUUCUACAACUUGGAAGAAUUCUAUGCUAAUGCUACGCCCGUUGAAUUGCCUUUUGAAAACCAGCCACCAUUUCGAGGCUGAGAAAGGCCUUUAAUUUGCCCGACAAAUCAAACUGAGUGCUAAUGGGUGCAUUGGAUGGCUGGCUAGAGCGGCUCUUUGAACCUCUGCCAGUUUUGGACUCUUGUUCUACUGUCUCAUUUGCAGAGUGACAGAAUGGUACUGAACACUGUUUCUGGGCCAGCCUGAUAUUACUUUGGAUGCCAAUUAUGAGAGGAGCAAUAGGCACGGUAUAAUUGUGCAAGCAUCAAUGCGACUUUACAUUCUAGUUAUGGUUCUAAGGAGUACUUCUGUUUCCUCGGGGCUUCGGAAAGGCCCGAGGCUUGUAUAUGUAAUUGACCAUGUUAAGAAUCUUGAAACACUGCUAGUCAGUGUCAUUUUACAUAUUUAUUUACGGUGAUAUAUAAGUAGCAUUUUCAUCUA